UUUCUGGAUCUCUGGAAGCAUCUAUAGCCGCUCACCCUCCCACCCGGGAGUCUGAGCCCCGGCCGGGUGCCCCUGCGGAGACCCUGCCCAGAGGCCCCAGGAUGGUCCAGGAGCUGAGGCCAGCACCAUGUCUGCAGAGCAGCCGGGAGGAGGACGGACCAGACCUCACCGGCGCAGGCAUGAGCCAUGAGCCCAAGUCCCCUUCGCUAGGGAUGCUUUCCACCGCGACCAGGACCACCGCCACCGUCAACCCCCUCACCCCCUCGCCGCUCAAUGGCGCCCUGGUGCCCAGCGGCAGCCCCGCCACCAGCAGCGCGCUGUCGGCCCAGGCCGCGCCGUCUUCCAGCUUUGCCGCCGCGCUGCGCAAGCUCGCCAAACAGGCGGAGGAGCCCAGAGGGUCCUCACUGAGCAGCGAGUCGUCCCCCGUUUCCUCUCCGGCCACCAACCACAGCUCCCCCGCCAGCACACCCAAGCGUGUGCCCAUGGGCCCUAUCAUCGUCCCCCCUGGGGGCCACAGCGUGCCCAGCACACCCCCAGUGGUGACCAUCGCCCCAACCAAAACCGUCAAUGGCGUCUGGAGGAGCGAGAGCCGGCAGGACGCCGGCUCCAGGAGCAGCAGUGGCGGUCGGGAACGCCUCAUUGUGGAGCCCCCGCUCCCCCAGGAGAAGGCAGGGGGCCCAGCCAUCCCCUCGCACCUGCUCAGCACCCCCUACCCCUUCGGCCUCUCCCCGAGCUCGGUCGUGCAGGAUUCCCGCUUCCCGCCACUCAACCUCCAGCGGCCUGUGCACCACGUGGUGCCCCCCAGCACCAUGACCGAGGACUACCUGAGAAGCUUCCGGCCCUACCACACCGCUGACGACCUCCGCGUGUCCUCACUGCCUCCCCUAGGCCUGGACCCGGCCACCGCCGCAGCCUACUACCACCCCAGCUACCUGGCCCCGCACCCCUUCCCCCAUCCGGCCUUCAGGAUGGAUGACUCCUACUGCCUGUCCGCCCUGAGAUCCCCGUUCUACCCCAUCCCCACCCCUGGCUCCCUGCCCCCACUGCACCCGUCAGCGAUGCACCUUCACCUCUCCGGGGUCCGCUACCCCCCCGAGCUCUCCCACUCAUCCCUGGCGGCGCUGCACUCGGAGCGCAUGUCCAGCCUCAGUGCGGAGAGGCUGCAGAUGGACGAGGAGCUGAGGCGGGAGCGUGAGCGUGAGCGUGAGCGCGAGGCUGACCGCGAACGGGAGAAGGAGCGUGAGCGUGAACGGGAGGAGCGUGAGCAGGAGAAGGAGCGGGAGCGAGAGCGGGAGCUGGAGCGCCAGCGGGAGCAGCGGGCCCGGGAGAAGGAGCUGCUGGCCGCCAAGGCCCUGGAGCCCGCCUUCCUGCCUGUGGCCGAGCUGCACGGGCUGCGUGGCCAUGCCACUGAGGAGCGGGCCAAGCCCUCGGAGCAGCUGACCCCAACCCGAGCAGAAAAGCUGAAGGAUGCCGGCCUGCAGGCGCCCAAGCCCGUGCAGCACCCCUUGCAUCCGGUGCCCACCGCACACCACGCGGUGCCCAGCCUCAUUUCCAACCAUGGCAUCUUCUCUCUGCCAAGCAGCAGCGCUGCCACGGCCCUGCUGAUCCAGCGCACCAACGAGGAGGAGAAGUGGCUGGCGCGGCAGCGGCGGCUGCGGCAGGAGAAGGAGGAUCGGCAGUCUCAGGUGUCGGAGUUCCGGCAGCAGGUGCUGGAGCAGCACCUGGACAUGGGCCGGCCCCCAGUACCUGCAGAGGCGGAGCACAGGCCCGAGAGCACCUCCAGGCCAGGACCGAACCGUCAUGAGCCAGGUGGCCGUGACCCUCCGCAGCACUUUGGGGGGCCACCACCUCUGAUUUCACCCAAGCCCCAGCUCCACACUGCACCUACAGCCCUCUGGAACCCCGUGUCCCUGAUGGACAACACCUUGGAGACACGGCGCCCUGAGAGCCACCCUCUGCACAGCCACCCGGCUGCAUUUGAGCCUAGCCGCCAGGCAGCCAUACCACUGGUGAAGGUGGAGCGGGUCUUCUGCCCAGAGAAAGCGGAAGAGGGGCCACGGAAGCGUGAGCCUGCCCCCCUGGACAAGUACCAACCACCUCCGCCACCACCACCACGAGAGGGAGGGACCCUGGAACACCAGACCUUCCCACCCGGGCCUGGGCCCUUCCUUGCUGAGCUCGAGAAGUCCACCCAGACCAUCUUGGGCCAGCAGCGGGCCUCCCUCCCACAGACAGCCACCUUCGGGGAGCUCAGCGGACCCCUGAAGCCUGGCUCGCCCUACCGGCCCCCAGCACCACGGGGCCCUGACCCUGCCUACAUCUACGAUGAGUUCCUGCAGCAGCGCCGGAGGCUGGUCAGCAAGCUGGACCUGGAGGAGCGCAGGCGGCGGGAGGCCCAGGAGAAAGGGUACUACUACGACCUCGAUGACUCUUACGAUGAGAGCGAUGAGGAGGAGGUCAGAGCCCACCUCCGCUGCGUGGCCGAGCAGCCGCCCCUCAAACUGGACACGUCCUCCGAGAAGCUAGAGUUUUUGCAACUUUUUGGCUUGACCACCCAACAGCAGAAGGAGGAAUUGGUGGCCCAGAAGCGGAGGAAGCGGCGGCGGAUGUUGAGAGAGAGAAGCCCGUCACCCCCCACGGUUCAGAGCAAGCGGCAGACGCCUUCACCAAGACUGGCGCUGUCCACCCGCUACAGCCCUGAUGAGAUGAACAACAGUCCCAACUUCGAAGAGAAGAAGAAGUUCCUGACCAUCUUCAACCUGACCCACAUUAGCGCCGAGAAGAGGAAAGACAAAGAGAGACUUGUUGAAAUGCUCCGUGCCAUGAAGCAGAAGGCACUGUCACCAGCAGUGGCCGGCUCCUUGACAAACUCUCCGAGGGACAGUCCUGCCGUCUCCCUGAGUGAACCAGCCACGCAGCAAGCCUCUCUGGACAUGGACAAGCCGGUUGGUGUUGCUGCUUCCUUGUCUGACGUCCCAAAGGCCGCGGAGCCUGGGAAGCUGGAACAGGUCCGGCCCCAGGAGCUGUCAAGAGUCCAGGAGCUAGCUCCUGCCAGUGCGGAGAAGGCCAGGCUGAGUGAGGGCCCUGGAGGCAAGAAGAGCCUGAGCAUGCUUCACUACAUCCGGGGCACUGCACCCAAGGACAUUCCUGUGCCGCUGUCUCACAGCACCAAUGGGAAGAGCAAGCCAUGGGAGCCCUUUGUGGCGGAAGAGUUUGCCCAUCAGUUCCACGAGUCAGUGCUGCAGUCCACCCAGAAGGCCCUGCAGAAGCAUAAAGGGAGCGUGGCUGUGCUAUCCGCAGAGCAGAACCAUAAGGUCGACGCGUCUGUCCACUACAACAUUCCCGAGCUACAGUCCUCCAGCUGUGUCCCUCCACCCCAACACAAUGGGCAGCAGGAGCCCCCCACUUCAAGGAAGGGCCCCCCAACGCAGGAGGUGGACCGGGACUCGGAGGAGGAGGAGGAAGAGGAUGAAGAUGGAGAAGAGGAUGAAGAAACCCCCAGGCGCAAGUGGCAAGGGAUUGAGGCCGUUUUUGAAGCUUACCAGGAACACAUAGAAGAGCAAAAUCUGGAGCGGCAGGUGUUGCAGACGCAAUGCAGACGACUGGAGGCCCGGCACUACAGUCUCAGCCUGACGGCAGAGCAGCUCUCCCACAGUGUGGCGGAGUUGAGGAGCCAGAAACAGAAGAUGGUCUCAGAACGCGAGCGGCUCCAGGCGGAACUGGACCACUUACGAAAGUGCCUUGCCUUGCCUGCAAUGCACUGGCCUAGGGGCUACCUGAAGGGAUACCCCAGGUGACGGUUUCCCUUGCACUAGGCCGAACCUAUAGUAUAGAAAUAUUAUCUAUUUUAUUACCUUGAAUAUUUAAUAUUUUUCACUGGGAGGUUUGAAGCUUAAAAAAUGAGAAUGUGCCAUGCAUGAAGCAAAGGAUUCCAGGCUCCAGAAAAAGAAUGAACUCACCUUGACUUCAUUGCAACUGAAUCACCUUUGUCAUUCAGCGAGCAACCAAUGUAGGAUGCCAUAGUUUCUUUUCACAGGCGGUUUUAGUUCUUCCUCUCCCACAUUGUUUUUUAAUCUGAACAUGAAGGCUUCAUUACCAACACUAAAACUUUAUGAUUUACAGCCCCCUGUGCAUAUGAGCGGAUCACACCGGUUCUGUUCUUGUGUUGCCACGUUACUAUGCCUCAAGCCAAGUCUGCUUUUGCGGCAGUGAUGGGGUCAGUCUCAUUCCUCCCCAGGAGUGAAACUUGCUUCACUGUAAAGAAGGUUGGGUGCAUUGUAAGUAAAAAGGGCUUAUUUGUUUCAUUUACGUUCCUGCAAAAUUUUCUUCAAAGCAACAAGUCCUAGGAGCACACAAAGCAACCCAAAGGCUUUUCCCUGGAAAAGCUCUUACCUAAAGAGAAAAUGAAUUCACAAACUGAAGGUACCUUUUUAUUACUCCGUGGGGAGCAUGUACAGAGCUCUGUGGAUACACAGCUUCACACCCACCAGAUUGUUACUACAGUGGGUGGGGUUUUCAUACAGACGUAAAUUUUGAGAGAAAAGUCAAAGGUGCUUCAGCCUUGUACUGUGUAUAUAUAUUAAAAAACAAAGUUUUGUAUGUUUUUAUUACUUUAACUAUUGUUAUAAAAAGCCUGCCAUUUUUAAUAUGUGGUUUGGGGGAUUUUUGUUUGUUUUUUCCUGUUGGGGGUUUUGUUUGUUGUUUUGUUUUUUUUGGGCAAAAAAAAAACCCCUUGCUUUUAGUGUUUGUACUGCUGCUGGUCAGGACAUUAAAAUAUUGAAGUGUUUUUAAAAAUUAAAGAAGAAGCAAAGUAAAAGAGCUUACCACUGGCGCCUGUGCGAUCACUUCAUUUUUAGCCUGAGUUGCACCAGAAGCUACCGUAGAAAGCCAUGGGCCCCUGCUUACCUCCUCCACUCCCCCUUCCCCACCCCCAGCAUCAGGACAAGCUAGUAUCACCCACUGCUAUCAAGGGGAGGGGGUAAUCUGCAGAACCUGUGUGUAACAACCAUGUGCACGCAUGGGCGGGGGCUUUUAAAAGCCUUCGAGAAACGAAAUGAUUUCUGCGAUAGAAUCUAAGGUGUCUGAGAGCAGGUACAGAAUACGAACGGCAGAGGCUUUAAAUGCAAAGCUUUGUAAAAGCCUAAAGUAGGGCAAACAAGGUCUGAGCUGAACCCCUCCUUUUUGAACUUACUGUGACAAGCACAGGAACGGCCAGAACCUGGGCUCCUCACCCCAAGGCAAAGCACUAGGCGCAUCCUUCUCCCAGCUGCUGCUUGUGGUAGUACUGUGGAGAUCACAAAGGCAUCUCUUGUUCUCGUGGGCCCUCGCCACUGACUGGUCCAGGGGUGGAGUCCUGAGCUCCGGGCAGGAUGCCUGACCUGUGUGCUGGCUGCUCCGCACGGAGACCAGCAGCCAAGCCCUUGGCCCCAGCCCUUGCUGUGCAGAACAGCUUGCUGGCAGCCUGUCACUUUAUCUGCCCCCACACAGUUUGCUUUGUAAGUCUGCCAAGAAUCUUCCAGUUAUUAGCAAACUCAAAUAAAUGUACCACCAGUAUGAGCAGCAGUCAGCAAGCGCCUUGCUCUGCACAGAAGCAGCUGGAAGAGAACUCGGACUGUGCUACAUGUAGGCCUCCCCACAAAAGACCACGGGGAGGUCAGCAUGUUCCACAGGUGUUCAGAGGGAGUCCGCUACCAACAAUCAGGACAAAAAUCUUACUGGAUUUCUCCACUGAAAACCUGCUUGAGGUUUCUGGUCUGAAGGCUUAGGAGUCACACCUUAGCACUUCCACUCUGAGGCCUCCCCCUCCAUCACAGAUGUCUCAAUGCUUUUGCUACUUAGCUUUGUUAAGGGCCUUGGCUGAAGUAAAAGGGAAACACAGAUCCGAUAACUUAAAAACACAGCCCAUCCCUUACCAUCGAAGGAGCGCUCCCUUGGUGGCCUUUUCUGUGACAGCACAGGGGGCAGGUGGCACAUUCAGAGGUCUGCCCGGGGAGGAGAGCAGUGUCCCUGUAGCUAGCAAUAGCUGCCUUCUGCCCAGCCCUCAAGCUUCUCUCCUACUGUCUCCCCAUCCUUCCACCUACUAUGGUGAUCUCCAAGUACUCUUACUCAAGUAAUACGACAAUCAGAAUACAAACCAGUAAGACAACACAAAUCAGCUAAGAAAAAGCUAAGAAGCCUCUCUCAAAAAUGAAAGCACACCACUAAGACACAGCACCCAGUCACAGCUCUCCCAUCCGCCAAUUACUUCCAUACUUCGCAAACUUGCUCAACAGUAGAAUCCAAAUCUGUUUUCAGCUGGGCUCUGAAGCUUUUUGUUCAGCUCUUUUGUGUUGAGUACGUCAAAUCCACUCUGGAGCGGAUUAUGCCACUUGUGUGUCAGGCUGUCCAUGAAGCCCUCAGCUUGGUCCCUUUGACCAUCUUCCUCUGUUACCUGGAAGGCAGCUGCCAUCUAUCCUCCACAGAGGGAUACCUUCUAAUAGUCAAUUAGCUGGUUUCUCGUUGAAACCAUUUAUUACUCUUGUUUCAUAUAAUCAGAGCCAGACUGACACAAAAUACCAUGUUCCUAAUCCAAUGUCUCAGAUAUGCGAACGAGACAGUCUUGUCCACGCUGUAGUCUAUAUUCUAACCGCAAAGGAACAAAGCACUGAAUCGGCACUAACAUUUGGAUAGGUUGUACCCCUAAGAGAAUUCAGAGAGUAUCUCAAGGAGCCCACACCUGCAGCAGCAAAGGAUUCUGACACACGGAAUCCAGUUUGUAGCCGAAUGGUAUUUUCUUCAAGCUCAUAAUACUGCCAAAUCUCAAAAAUUAAGCUGAAUUUCAAACCAGAUACUCCCCUUUCCCUGAGCCACACGUUUCACCCAAGUGUAGAAAAUUCCAGGGAUCUACCACAAAAUGGAGAUGGUCAACACAACUGAUUCUGUUGCUCUUUCAACUGUGUAUUAGCCACUUAGCAGUCUCUAUACUCUUUCAAGUAACCAAGCUGUUGACUUUCUUACUACUUGCAGUAGCCUGUCCCCAACUUUUCAAUGCAGUGCUUAACCUAAAAAAAACUCCUUAAACUCUGCCUUGACCUGAGGAAGACCAUGCUCAUUGGUGUUGUUUUGUACGUACCCUGUGCUUAAUUCUAGAACAGUAAACCCAUACGCAGGUGGGAGGGAGGAACACCGGUGCCUCGGUCACUCUGGGGGCAGUUUAGAUGCUGUGAAAUUAAACCUGUUCUAAGUGUACUUGUUUGAAUUAAUUGUAUUGUAAUAUUAUUUGUUGAAUGUAGUAAUUAGGUAUUUAUGAAUAUAUUGCUGUAAUUUCUGACAACAUCCAAAAAAUAAAAUCUUCCUAAAUCAUG
Cebus imitator (Panamanian white-faced capuchin) is the source of this 7343-nucleotide messenger RNA. RefSeq names its product Gse1 coiled-coil protein (gene GSE1). The transcript has 16 exons. Lineage: Eukaryota; Metazoa; Chordata; Mammalia; Primates; Cebidae. The record is from RefSeq and is a predicted model, not a curated record. Bases 102 to 3797 code for a protein of 1231 amino acids.